UAUAUAAUCUCCCAUCUCAUGGACAUAAAAUCCAUCCCGAAUAUUUAUUACACAUCUCUUUGUAACAUUAGUAACAAUCCAAAAAAAAAAAAUGCAUUCACUCAAAAACCAUGCAACCUUUUCAUGCUUUGUCAUAGCAAUCCUAGCCUUUGCACAAUUAUGUUACGCGCAAAAUUCACCACAAGACUAUGUCGAUGCCCACAAUGCAGCUAGGGCUGCCGUGGGUGUUGGUAACAUACAAUGGGAUGACCAAGUCGCGGCCUACGCCCAACAAUAUGCCAACCAACGAAUUAAUGAUUGUGCUUUGCAGCAUUCUGGAGGACCUUACGGAGAGAAUAUCGUAGCUGGUCCGGGUGAUGCUAGUGGCACCGAUGCAGUAAAAAUUUGGGUUGAUGAGAAGGCUAACUACGAUUAUAAUUCAAAUACUUGCGCUCCUAAUAAGGUGUGUGGACAUUAUACUCAAGUGGUUUGGCGUGACUCCGUUCGUCUUGGAUGUGCUAGGGUUCCAUGUAACGGUGGUGGGAAAUAAGGGAUCCAACUUGCUUGGGAUGAGAAUCGAACCCCUCUCACAGGGUUGGAAGGAGGACCUUCAACCACUAGGUCAACCUUGAUUCUCAACGUAUUUUAUAUAUUUAGAAGUGGAAAGAAUUAUUAGAUGACCAUAUCUAUACCAGUAUACCUCUAUCAUUAAAAUAAGGAGUUUUUUUUUUUUUUUUUUUUUUUUUUUUUUUUUUUUUUUAAGUAUAGUUCAAAUAAUUUAAACUCGCUAAAGCUGGAGUAAUAUUCUCUACUCCAUACUUAAUAAUGUAUGUGGAAUAAAUCUUAUAAACACCUAUGUUGGCCAUGUAA
Chenopodium quinoa (quinoa) is the source of this 849-nucleotide messenger RNA. RefSeq names its product pathogenesis-related protein PRB1-3-like. NCBI's taxonomy places the organism in Eukaryota, Viridiplantae, Streptophyta, Magnoliopsida, Caryophyllales, Amaranthaceae. The transcript has a single exon. Gene Ontology annotation, cellular component: extracellular region. The record is from RefSeq and is a predicted model, not a curated record. Bases 92 to 529 code for a protein of 145 amino acids.